Messenger RNA from Trichogramma pretiosum, 1513 nucleotides. RefSeq names its product pro-resilin-like. The transcript is spliced from 4 exons. Bases 74 to 832 code for a protein of 252 amino acids. Gene Ontology annotation, cellular component: extracellular matrix. Lineage: Eukaryota; Metazoa; Arthropoda; Insecta; Hymenoptera; Trichogrammatidae. The record is from RefSeq and is a predicted model, not a curated record.
CAAUUCUCAAUCUGCGAAGCCAACUCUAGCCGCUGCGCAGUACAUAACAAUAUAGCUCAUACACGAUUCAGAUAUGAAUUGGCUCCAGGUGAAGACGUGUUUAAUCGCAUCUUUGAUAGUCCUGUCGGAUUACGGCAUUUUUGGGGCUCAAUUGCCUGGCGACAACGGCUAUAUCUACGACAAGCCCGCAAUCCUCCCCGGCAAUGAUUUCGGCCGUCGCAUCAACCCGGACUAUCCAGAUGCCUUGGCUGGCAACAACAAUUACGGACGAGCUGGAUUUUCUCGAGGCACGAGUAUUAAUAACGGCUUUGCUUACCCAACGGGUCAGCAAUCGCCUUAUCAAGAGUAUCCGGACUAUCGAGGAAACUAUCAAGGAAAUUAUCGGGGCUAUCAGGCUUAUAGAGACGAUGGGAGGUUUGGCGCCUAUCGAGGUUACAACACUAACGAGGGCACAAGGCCGAUGCCCUACAGUUUCCAGUACGAGGUGAAAGAUGGAGCGUCGGGCAACGACUACGGCCAGCAGGAAUCCGGCGACGGCAACGGCAACGUCAGGGGCGAGUACAGAGUCCUAUUGCCCGAUUCACGCACGCAGAUCGUCCGUUACACGGCCGACGACGCUAAUGGCUACGUCGCCGAUGUCAGAUACGAGGGCCAGGCUCAAUUUUUCCCCAAUCAGUACAGCAACGGCGGCAGAUUCCUUGGAGAUUUUGGCUCUGCUUAUCGGCAAGGUUUCAACGGGGCAGUAGCAGCAUCUGGCACAGGAAACGUCAACAGAGUCGGCUUCCAGGCGGCUAAUCAAUACCUGCCUCCCGCUGGUACGUACGGCAAGUGAUUGGUAUAAGACACUCAUUGGAGGCGCACGAUGAUCCUGACACAAGGACGUUGCCGCUCAUACAUACGGUAUAGAGACACCAGUAGACAGAGAGAUGGAGAGAGAGGAUGAACAGAGAGAGAGAGAGAGUAACCCCAUCGAGACUUCGUUUGCAGCCACGAAUGUCAAGCCUUCCUCCCUUUCUGUUGCUGACCAGCUUUGCUUUGAUGCAGUAUUACGUGAGUGUGUGCAGCAUCAGCUUCUAUCUCUCUCUCUCUCUCCCACUCUCUCUUCAUCUCUCUCCCACCCGAAGGAAAUCCCAAGACAAUACCACACAAGCUUUGCAGAUGCAGCCACUACCAUUUUAGCCACGAGCGCUGCAGUUGUAUCAAACUACACGCGACCUGCCAUGCAUAUUAGAGAACUCGUCUUCCUCUCGCCCCCCCCCCUCUCUCUCUCUCUCCUCUCUCUUUCUAUCCUUGUUGCGCCACUGGAACAUGCUGUCCUCUGCCUUUAUGUGUCUAUAACCAAAUAAAUUAGUAGUACAAGAUUUAGUUCGAUCGAUACACGUCGCUGUGAAGAGUUUCGUGCGCUAAGAUUAUAAGUUUACGUAAAAUACUGCAGUUAUGUAACACAUUACCUAUCUGUAUUCGAUGUACUCUCAAUUAUAUGCUUACAUAAUUUUAAAAUUGAUAUAGAUAA